Gasterosteus aculeatus aculeatus (three-spined stickleback) is the source of this 3148-nucleotide messenger RNA. RefSeq names its product 2-aminoethanethiol (cysteamine) dioxygenase b (gene adob). NCBI's taxonomy places the organism in Eukaryota, Metazoa, Chordata, Actinopteri, Perciformes, Gasterosteidae. Gene Ontology annotation, molecular function: oxidoreductase activity, acting on single donors with incorporation of molecular oxygen, incorporation of two atoms of oxygen. Gene Ontology annotation, cellular component: mitochondrion. The record is from RefSeq and is a predicted model, not a curated record.
UUGCCGUUAGUCGGUUGAGCCAAUCACAGGUUGCCUUGCCUUCUCCACCCACGGAACUGAGCCUGGUGCGGACGUGUGUGACAGUUAUUCAAAAAUGGCCUUGAAGUCGAUAUGACUGAAGGUUGACUGAGUCGAAUUCUGACAGAAAAUCACGCGCACGGAUACAUGUCUCCAUAUAUUCCGUUUGAGUCGUUUUUCUCAAUUGUCAACAAACGAAGGAAACGCGGAUGAGCCGCCACAUUAAAGGGAAUAAAUCGGACUGUGGGCGAUGGAAGCGUCUGGCUGAGCAGAGAGAAGGACACAGAGCCGAGGUCUCCCUCCGUCACCAUUUUACACUUUCAUAUCGUGGUUAUAAAAGUGUGAAGCCUCUGUUGGCGAAUUACUUAGCUAACGAGCUACCGCUAACCGUGGCAACAAGUGGACACCGCGCCGUUCCUCGCUCCGGUAUGAUGCCAGGCGAAAGCAACAUGACCUCCAUCGUGCACAAAAUCGCCCGGCAGGCACUCGUCACCUUCAGGAGCCCGCCUCGGGUCGGCGAGGAGGCCGCGAAGUCCUUCCUGGAGAACCAGAGCAAGCUGAAGAGUCUGAUGACGGAAGUGCGCGCGGCGGACCUGAAGCUAGCGCCGCGGCGGGGCGGCGGCGACGACAGCCCGCCCGCCGCGUCCCCCGCGCUCCCCUACCAGCACGCCGGGCCGCCGGUCACCUACAUGCACAUCUGCGAGACGGACCAGUUCAGCAUGGGGGUGUUCCUGCUGAAGAGCGGCGCCUCCAUCCCGCUGCACGACCACCCGGGGAUGCACGGCAUGCUGAAAGUCAUGUACGGCAAGGUCAGGAUCAGCUGCUUCGACCGGGCGGAGCGACCCGCCGGCGGCCCGCAGGAGGCGCCCCCGCCGCCCCCGGCCCCGCCGGGCGCUCUGCUGCGCUCCGUGCUGCGCUCCUCCGAGGAGUACACUGAGGAGAGCGGCCCGUGCGUCCUCUCGCCCGACCGGGACAACCUGCACCGGAUCGACGCCGUGGACGGCCCCACGGCGUUCAUGGACAUCCUGGCCCCGCCGUACGACCCGGACGACGGCAGAGACUGUCACUACUACAAGGUCCUGACGGAGGCGGAGGACACGGAGCAGAAGGAGAAGGAGGUCUGGCUCGUGGAGAUCUCGCAGCCGCCGGGCUUCUGGUGCGGAGGGGAGCCGUACCCGGGCCCGGAGGUGUGCCUCUGAUCUGUGGCCGACCUGACGAUUCAUCCACGUGAAGACUUUGUGAUCCGUUCCCGAAGAGAAGCCACAGCACACGACACAGGUGACCUCAUUGUUAGGUGGUGCAAACAGGGCGAUCCUGAGGUGAAAUAUAAGGACUUGAGUUUCCGUUUUAAUUUUAGCCCACAUGACAUUGGAGGCUGAGGCUUUGCUAAAACAACAACCUGCUCUACUGUGAUCCCCUCUGUGUGUCUGUUGAGCAGCAAAGAAACACCUUUCAUGUAUUUCUUUCACACCCAAAAAGAAACCACAACCAAUGGGUUGGUGAUGCAUUUGCUUCUACUUCCUAAUUCUCCGAUGUUGUGAAAGUUUGACACCGUGAUCUCUAAAAUAUGUUGGAUGAAACAUGAGAAGACAUUUGAUGAGUUGCCGCUGUAAGAAAGGAGCAAGGACCUGGUGUUGAGGUCAUGUGGUGCUUUGCAACUGAAGGCCUGUAUAUCUCCCCCCAAAAAACUUGAUUUAGCUUAAUUAAAGGUGGUUUUGUUGUGUGAACCAUUGUUAAUCAGAUGAAGGGUAGAGGUGUUAAAAAAAGCACCAUAAUUGGAGCCACAAUCACUGCUAAAAUAGACCCUUUGAAAUAUUUUUGCAGAAGAAAUGCCAAAUUGAUGAUGAUGAUGCUGCAUUCAAGUGCAUGCAGGAAGUCUACGGCUUGCAUGCAGGUCGAAUGAGAAGGCUUCAUGGUCACGUUGUGCAUUCAAUCCUCUUUUUCUCACCUUUCAAAUACACAACAUGUCAGCUUUUAGUAUUGCAUGAAGUUCCCCCUUUAGAGCUAGAGUAUUUAUUUACAAUGUGGCGUCACACUAACGGUGGCUGUCCGUUGCAUGAGGGAUGCAAUGCUCCACCAGUGAAACCAUGAAUGCUCGAGUUAUAAUCCAGGCUUCUGACUGCAGCACUGAAAGUAAGUGUCCCAAGUCGAGCAGAGUUGAGUCUCCUCUGUGGAAUUUGCCCCCGAGACCAAAGAGGGACUUGUGUCCGUGUCUUUCUGAGCGUCUUCCCGCUUCAGGCUGCGUGGCGUUUAGUUCCAGUCGGAUUAACCUGAAUCUUCAGGUGUCUUUCUGAAGACUGUUAUGUUUAAAACUGUGGGCUUUUUGUUUUGUUUGGUUGGAUCUUGAUCUGUUCAGUCAUUUGUUUAGCUGGCUGGUUUUCAGGAGACCGUUUUGAAGGAUCGGUACGAAGCUUCUCAGCACAAAGUGUGACGUUGGUUACCACGAAAAAGAGAGCUUUUCACUAUUUGGCCCCAGUGUAAAAUAAAAAAAAAAGAUGUCAGCAUGAUUACAAUUUCCAUGAAUGAGGAAUGCAAGGUGAAAGUGAGGGUUUGGGUUCCUGGUGUUCCAAGAUUUCCAGCUCAGCAGCAAAGAAAUGAAGCUUAAAGUAACGACGUGGUUCAAUGUAAAGGUUUUGUUCAAUAAUAAAUGAUGCUUAUAUAUGGUGGCAAAGCUCUUGCAGAACAACUCAAAUCUCUGUUUAAAAAUGGGACCGUUUGGACAUUUUGGAUUAGUUGGAUUAACGGCUUCAUAAUCUGAUGGGGGGGAAAAAAGUAUGUUUCUGCAAUGUUUCGAUUUGAGAGCUGUGAGCGAGCGUCGUAUAGCGUGCUAUAUGUUGUAUCACUGUGGGAAUAAAGGCUGUAGGCGACAAGUCUAAUUGGCUGAUGUUUCAUCCACUGAAGCCUGUCCGGAAUCUAAUGUGCGCUAAACGAUCAGCAACUGAAUCCAUUUAUUUUGCCUCCGGCGAAAGUUUUCUGUCUAUUUGUAUGAAAUGUGAUUAAAGAAAGCAAACAACCAUGACCGUUUAAAUACAUUUCAUUUUGAUUCAACGUGUUUUGGUGACGUUGCCUGUUCCGCAUUGAAUAAAGUUGUUGAUGGUUUUUUUUAAUAAAAUGUAAUUUUCAAACUAGA